AUGGCAUCAGAAGACAAUGUUAAUGACAUACAUCCCUGUUAUGAAAUAGAUAAUGGCUCUUACAUCCUGAAAGGCACCCCUUCUACAAUAUGUGUUUUAUUAUUUAUUUUCCUUGGCUCAUUAUCUGUUGUCACAAUAUGUGGAAACCUUCUUGUAAUAAUCUCCAUUAUUUACUUCAAACAGCUCCACACUGCUACAAACUUUCUCAUUCUCUCUCUGGCUGUGGCGGACCUGCUUGUUGGUCUUGUAGUUUUUCCUCUCAGCAUGGUAUUCUCUCUUAGCUCAUGUUUGUAUUAUGAAGAUUUAUUUUGCAAAGUACGAGACAGUUUGGAUGCAACACUGAGCGUAUCUUCCAUUUUGAAUACAUGUUGUAUUUCCAUUGACAGAUAUUAUGCAGUGUGUCAGCCUCUGAACUAUAGAACUAAGAUAAAUGUUAAUGUUGUUGCAGUCAUGAUUGUAGUAAGCUGGAGUGUUUCUGUUUUAGUUGCCAUUGGCCGUGCAAUUCCAGGAUUAAUCAAUGAAAAAUGUAAAGAAAACUGUGUUAUUGAUUUUCGACGUGCAAGAAUUUUGGCACAGUUUUUCUCAUUUUAUCUCCCAGUGAUCAUAAUGCUCUGUAUCUACCUAAAGAUUUUCCUUGUUGCCCAGAGACAGGCACGCAACAUCCAGAACACAACCUGUCAGAACACAAAGUCUGGAGCAACUGCCAGUAAGAUGGAGAGAAAGUCCACCAAAACCCUGGCUAUUGUUAUGGGAGUUUUUCUGAUGUGCUGGACUCCUUUCUUUCUCUAUGUUAGCUGUCAGGUUUUGAAUCACGUGCCCAUGUGGGUGCCACUGUUUGAAACUCUUAACUGGCUCACACUGUCAAAUUCAAUGUUCAAUCCAUUCAUUUAUGCUUUCUUUUACAGCUGGUUCAGAUCAGCUUUAAGAAUGAUCAUUUCGGGAAAAAUAUUUCAAGUGCUCAAUCCAUUUAUUUAUGCUUUCUUUUACAGCUGGUUCAGAUCAGCUUUCAGAAUGAUCAUUUCGAGCAUAGAGUCGACUCCUGAUCCACAUGUCCUGUCGGUGGUCCAGCCGGCUCCUGCUUUACAUGUCCUGUCAGUGGUCCGGCCAACUCCUGAUCCACGUGUCCUGUUGGCGGUCAGGCCGACGCCUGCUCCACAUGUCCUCUCGGCUGUCCGGCCGACUCCUGCUUCACGUCUCCUGUCGGGGGUCCGGCCGACCCCUUAUCCAAGCAUCCUGUCGGAGAUCCGGCCGACCCCUGAUCCAAGCAUCCUGUCGGGGUCCGGCCGACCCCUUCUGCUCCGGUUGGGCUGCAACCACCUGCUGCUCCUGUUUGGCCGCAACCACCUGCUGUCCCGGUUGGGUCACUACCAGCUGCUGUUCCCAUUGGGCCUCAACCACCUGCUGUUCCGGUUGGGCCGCAGACAUCACCUGCUGUUCCGGUUGGACCGUAGCCGUCACCUGCCGUUCCGGUAG
This is a messenger RNA of Sebastes umbrosus (honeycomb rockfish), 1473 nucleotides long. RefSeq names its product trace amine-associated receptor 1-like. The transcript has 3 exons. Gene Ontology annotation, biological process: G protein-coupled receptor signaling pathway. Gene Ontology annotation, cellular component: membrane. Lineage: Eukaryota; Metazoa; Chordata; Actinopteri; Perciformes; Sebastidae. The coding region runs from base 1 to 1473 and encodes 490 amino acids. Gene Ontology annotation, molecular function: trace-amine receptor activity. The record is from RefSeq and is a predicted model, not a curated record.